GCUCUGACACGCUCGUGCUGCCAGUCAUAUGACUUCCAUUUCCUGGUCGAGCCGGCGGAGCGUCCUCUUCCCAAACACCGCACACCGAGCCUCCCAGACGGCUGUCCUCAUCCUCUCUCCGCUCCGAGGCUAAACCAGCAACCAUGUCCCGGAACGCUGCACUGGUUGUACUCAUCGCGGUUGGAGCCGUGUUCCAGCUGUCAUGUGGCACUCAGGUGAGCGUCGUUAAAGAUGACAAGUUGUGCCUCUUCGCCAAUCUGACGCUCCGCUUCUCCGUCUCCUAUGAAGUAACCGGCAACAAGAGUCAAACUGUUGCGUUUGAACUUCCUGAAAAAGUCACAUCAGAAGGAAGCACAUGCGACAGCGAGAAGUCGACCCUGAAGAUUAACUUCGGAGACGGACACUCGUUCAGCGUGAACUUCUCGGCGAGCAGCGGCAGCUACCAGGCAGACCUGAUCUCGUUCUCCUACAAUCUCAACGACUCCACCGUCUUCAAUAACUCGGUCUCAGAGGAAACAGCGACGGUGACGUUUGCGCUGCCAGUCACUCAGGUCGCCUUGGAUACCUGCUACUCCUGCAACAGCCGAGAAACGAUCCAGGGAGAAUCUGUCAACAUGACAUUCUGGAACGUGCUCAUCCAGGCGUUCAUCACCAAUGGCAGCAAGAGUGAAGACGUAACCUCCUGUCCCGCCGAUGAACCCACAGCCGCUCCUCCCACCCCGACUCCUGCCGGCAACGGAACCACUGCAGCGCCACCCACAAACGCCACGACCGUCGCCCCUACUCCUGCCGGCAACGGAACCACUGCAGCGCCACCCACAAACACCACGUCCGUCGCCCCUCCCACCACCCCAACGCCCCCCCUGCCCACCCCCAAGACCGGGAAUUACUCCGUCAAAGCCCCCAACCAGACCGAAGCCUGCCUGCUGGCCAAGUUCGGUCUGCGGAUCGGUUACAAGCAAGGAGACAAAUUCGAGGAGAUGAACUUUGAACCCACCGGGGCCCAAAUGUCUGGAUCGUGCGGAGUCAACAGCAGCGAGCUCAUGUUGGAGUCCGGCCCAGUGACCUUGGUGUUCACCUUCAUCAAUGAUACAAAGAAAUUCCGCCUCCACACUUUGAAUGUCACCGUAAAGACAAGCUCUGGUAGCGUGUUGUCCGAGGGCAACGCCAGCCUGAGCCUGUGGGAGGCGGCUCUGGGAAGCUCCUACAUGUGCAACAAGGAGCAGAACUUCACCAUUUCCGAGGAGUUCCAUCUCUCCACCUUCGAGGUGCAGGUGCAGCCGUUCGGCGUCAAGAAGGGACUGUUCAGCACAGCCCAUGAAUGUUCAUUGGAUGACACCAGCAUCUUAGUCCCAAUCAUUGUUGGCGCUGCUCUGGCUGGCUUGAUUCUCAUUGUAGUGAUCGCUUACGUGAUUGGUCGAAGAAAGACUUAUGUUGGAUAUCAGACCCUUUAAAUCCCGUUUUUGCAGUCGACGUGGAAAUGUUGUGGGGCUCUCAAGUCUGGUCCUUGGCCUUCGUGGACAGUAUCUUUAUUGGCUUUUCUUAGUUAAAGGAAUAAAUAAAACAAAGCUGUUGGAUAAUUAGAUUUUUCCGUCUGUUGAUGCUAAAUUAAUUGAUCACUAGGCGACGUCGAUGGUCUCGGAUCAGCAAAUACUUUUGAGAGAAAGGACCAGACUUGUUUCCACCCUCCCCCCCCUGUGUGUUUGUGUUCAUUUUUUUCUUGUUUUAUCUGGAUGUCUCGUCUUGUUUUGUGCUUUGUUGUUCAUGGGCAAGUGCAGGAUCCACAGCAGCCUCCAGGUCGAUGUGAGUGUAACACCAAUAAGACGUUGGAAACGUCUGACACACACACACAGCACACUGUGUGAGAUGAUUUGUUUGUUUCUGCUGGAUCCUGCACUUGCUCAGCAGACAUUCCCUUGAUUUUUUUUUUUUUUUUUUUUUUGUUCCUUUUGCCAUUAAUUUUUGUGCACAUUUCUGGUUUGACGUUUCAUCCCCACAAUUAUUCAGAUAAUCUUCACAGCAAUAUUUCUUCAUAAUUCAAAGCGACGGGGUCGAAAAGCUUUCUAUAUUUUUAGUGAUAAAAAAAAGUUGAAUGUUUUCUAUUUGUGAAGUUGUCUGAGGAAAUAAAUCAGCUUUAUAACAGCCUAUGUUUGCCCCUGUAGAGCAGGAGAAACAUUGGAUUUUUGUCCCGUUUAUGUGGCUCCAGUCUGACGUGAAACGAGACCGUGUUGUUUAACACACACGUUCCUGCCAGAGUGUUAAGUUUUUGUUUUGUUUUCUAAUUUUCCACAGAAGACAUUUGGCAUUAAAUGUAGAAAAGGGAUAGUAUAACUGUAGAUAUUUACUGAGUGGAGAAAACUCAAGGAUAUUUACAGCAAAAUGCACUAAGACACUCUUUACCUGUAGAGGGCGCUGUCAAGUUAAUCUCACCUGUGUGAAGGUCUGAGCUGCAUUAAGAUGGAGAAGUUCAGGAAAACAAGGUUCCUUUGCCUUCAUUUGUUUCUGGUUUGAACCACAAACGGAGGGAGCUUAAGAGAAAAGGUACAGCUGCUUAUCGGAGCCACAAGAAAAAAAAGAAAAUACAUUUUGAGGAGAGGCUUUAAAAUCAAGUUCCUGGAGUCUUUUGACGGACAUAAAUCGGUGAACCUGUGCCCCUUUCAGCGAAAGUAAAUCAAAACCGUUUCUGUUCCCUUUAAAGCUCAGCUGAUCUGUGGUUUUAUCAUAUUUGAAGUGGUUAAGUCAGAACAGGAAGUUGGUGGAAGCUGUAUAUUGUCGCUUGGCUCUCGCUCCAUGCAGCCUGCAGAUGUUGUGAAGUUGCUGUUAAACGUGGAGCUUGUGUAGGAGCUCUCAUCACUCCACAGCUUCGUGUUGAUUUGCUGGUGAUUGUCGCUGCCCUGUGUAUCUCAGCUUUGUAUAAAAUUCCGUUGCCUUCCUCCUGAGGAUGCUUUUGCAGCACCAGUUCUUUAACAAACCGUCUGACAGGCUUCGUCUCCACGACGAAGGAGUUCUCCAGGUUCAGCAACUCGCUGAUGACCGCUCGCUUUGGCUUGUUUAAAUCCUCCUCCGCUGGUGGAGAAAAUUGCACGUCCUCUUCCCCCCCCCCCCCCCUUUUUUUCAGCUAAAGGGAAUCUGUGCUGCAAAAUCAUCUCAGUUCAUGUGUCAUAUGAAAAACAAACGACUGCUGGUCUCAUCAUUAUCUCAUGCUGUUAGCUGUAAAAAAAAAAAACAAAAAAAACAUGGAUUUCACAUUGUGUGGAUGGAGCUUUUUUUAGAUUUGUAAGAUCUGUGGAAAUAAAGUUGCUGCUCUCUGA
Salarias fasciatus (jewelled blenny) is the source of this 3311-nucleotide messenger RNA. RefSeq names its product lysosomal-associated membrane protein 2 (gene lamp2). Lineage: Eukaryota; Metazoa; Chordata; Actinopteri; Blenniiformes; Blenniidae. The record is from RefSeq and is a predicted model, not a curated record. Gene Ontology annotation, cellular component: lysosomal membrane; late endosome membrane; plasma membrane. The transcript has 9 exons. Gene Ontology annotation, biological process: establishment of protein localization to organelle. Bases 144 to 1454 code for a protein of 436 amino acids.